This is a messenger RNA of Eremomyces bilateralis CBS 781.70, 1089 nucleotides long. RefSeq lists its product as uncharacterized. Lineage: Eukaryota; Fungi; Ascomycota; Dothideomycetes; Eremomycetales; Eremomycetaceae. The transcript has a single exon. Bases 367 to 819 code for a protein of 150 amino acids. The record is from RefSeq and is a predicted model, not a curated record.
GGAAGUUUCUUCAUCGCCUCAAUUUCCGGUUUAACUACGCCGACUUUAUUACUAUUAUCAUCGCGCGACACUGCCAUCUUUUCCAGCACUUGUCCCUAAGCCUUGAAUGCUGCGCCACGCCGUCAUCAUCCGUGUGAUGUUUCGUGUCGCUCGGUUGGGUUUGGCUCCGGGCCCGGGGUUGCCCUACGGUGGUGAUAUGUACCCCUUUCCCGCCCGUCGCUAUAUAAAGAUGCUGUUCUAGACUUUCAAGUUUGAACAUCUCUGUUUCGCAUUUCAAAAAUCUGUCUACUAGCGUCUAAUCUGUUCUGCUCUACUUCCAAUUCAAAGCCACAUACUCAACCUUCCAUCACUACUCUAAUCACCAAGAUGCAUAUCAAGCACCUCCUCCUCCCCGUCCUCGCCGGCCUCGCCGCCGCCCAACUCGACCUCGGCAACGUCGCCAACUCCAUCAUCUCCGAAGGCAGCAGCGUCCUCAACGCCGUCACCUCCGACGUUCCGGGCGCCUUCAGCUCCAUCACCGAUCGCGUGGCCUCCGGCGCCACCGACCUGGCCUCCGCGGCCGAAAGCCUGAACUCGCAAAUCACCAGCGGCGCUGCGUCGAUCGGCUCCGGUGUGAGCUCAAACAUCGCCACCAAGGCCAGCAGCGUCCGCUCGGACAUCACGGACGCCGCGUCGAGCGUGCGGUCGCAGGCGGGCGAGGCGAGCAGCUCGCUGAACGCCGCGGCGGGGAGCACGGGUGGCGCGCCAGUCCCGACGGCGGGAUUGCAUGCCAUGGCUGGAUUGGUGGGCGCGGGAAUUGUCGCGGUGGGAUUGUUGUGAGGGGUUCUCGGUGAUGGGUGCUGUUGAUCGUCCGGAAGUUGACCUCCAUAUCAUCUACCGCUCGGGAUAUUCGGCGCUGUCAGGCCUUACUUAGAGUUUCAAAGUCGUGAGGCGCUUGCUCGCGUUAUGGAGCUUUUGUAUGUCUAUAUUUUUCUUCUGGCUGGGGCUAGAGGCGCGUCAGUUCGACCAUCAAAAUUGUGUGAUAUGGAUGUGGAUAUCUACUGGAUCGCUGGGGACGAAACGUCAGACUGCACAGCUGGUUACUAUACC